GCAAACGCCCUUAUCUCUUGAAGCCAACGACUAUCCCUCCUAUCUACAAACGCUUUUACACUGAGAAGGUGGCCUUAUAAUUGAACCGAGUGUUAAAUCCUGGUUUAGAAUAUCCGAAGGCAUAGAUCUAUUAUCUACCUCUGUUAUAUCGUGGUUCUAUUCGAUAAUUACCUAGGUAUUCAGUAUGCACAAGAUGAAAUUUUUGGAUAUGUUGGACGUUGGCCAUUUCCUAAGAACUUCCCUCCGCAAUACCUCAUUUUCGUCCCUCUUAAGCCUUGUAUCUGGAAGGAGAGCGUCAACACGACAGCUCCCUCGCCCGCUCAUCAUUUUUAUACUUGGGGCUCCCGGGGUGGGCAAGGGUACGCUCUCGCAAUCCAUCUGGGAGUCAGAACCCGGCAUGACACACCUAUCCUACGGUGAUCUGGUCCGUUACCAUGACCGGAUUCCUGGGUCUUGGAUAAGUAGUUUCCCACGGCGCGAGGGGACGGACAGUCCGUUGCUUCCCGCCCAUGGCGCGGUCAAGCUGCUCCGGAACACGAUCGAGGCGGGGGUGCUGCAGCACGGGCAGAUGACCUGGCUUAUCGACGGAUUUCCGCGUCAGAAAGAACAUGUGGCCGAAUGGCUAGCGCAGAUGCCGCCAGCGGACAGUACGUUAUAUCUGUUUUGCCCGGUUGAGAUCUCAAUCACUCGAAUAAUGGGACGAUCCGAGACUUCGGGGCGACCAGACGAUGCGGACUCGGACAAGGUACGGUUGAGAGUCCAACGGACUGUUGCCGAGUGUGAGCCGAUGCUCGAUGCCCUCGAGAAAUCGGGUAUGCGUGUAGUCCGGGUGGAUGCGAAUAGAGAACUAAAAACUGUGAAGGCGGAGGUUCUUCGUCAUGUCAAGGUAAGUAUAAACAGAUGUCGCCUAAAUGAGACUUAGGCUAUCGGGUCGCCCUACAAGACUAACGGGUUGGCUCUAGGAAGCGAUUGAAAACCGGGAAAGGGAUUGAGCUACUGAUAUGUAUAGAUGUAUUUCAUUUAAUGAGGAUAUGACCUUGAAUGUCGUUAGGUAUUUACUAGGAGAAGACUACAUACAUACAUACGUAUCUACAUGUAGGUAGUCACCAAAGUCUAC
This is a messenger RNA of Annulohypoxylon maeteangense, 1117 nucleotides long. Its product is annotated as P-loop containing nucleoside triphosphate hydrolase protein. The record is from RefSeq and is a predicted model, not a curated record. Gene Ontology annotation, biological process: nucleobase-containing compound metabolic process. The transcript has a single exon. Gene Ontology annotation, molecular function: ATP binding; AMP kinase activity. Gene Ontology annotation, cellular component: cytoplasm. The coding region runs from base 185 to 922 and encodes 245 amino acids. NCBI's taxonomy places the organism in Eukaryota, Fungi, Ascomycota, Sordariomycetes, Xylariales, Hypoxylaceae.